ACCGUGUCAGAACGUGCUAUUUCUUUUCAGCAUGACCUCUCAGCCGAGGUGGCUCUCCGUCUCUGCAUUAACUCCACCGGUGCCUCGUUUGAUCCUCAGGCGGUAGAACGAUUGCGCGACGUUUGCCAGGUGUUAGCGACCCUCGCUCGUGAUCAUGCCGCAAAGGCGGUUGUUCCUCGCUCGCAAAGUAAAUUGCAUCAGAAAGCACGACAGAUGUCUCUGCUGCUGCUGCCGUCAGUACCAGUGUGCCGACUGUUGCGAGCUUUCGCUGCAUGCAACUUCGAUCCACGACAUCCACGAUGGCUACAUCCGAGGGAGGGUCUGAUGCCCCUACGAGUAGCCUGGCAUGCGAUGCGCAGGACGUCUUCCGUGCCACCGUAA
Molecule: messenger RNA, 381 nt
Organism: Hydatigera taeniaeformis
Lineage: Eukaryota; Metazoa; Platyhelminthes; Cestoda; Cyclophyllidea; Taeniidae
Source: the annotation of a GenBank genome assembly